Trypanosoma rangeli is the source of this 357-nucleotide messenger RNA. RefSeq lists its product as uncharacterized. Lineage: Eukaryota; Euglenozoa; Kinetoplastea; Trypanosomatida; Trypanosomatidae. The record is from RefSeq and is a predicted model, not a curated record. The transcript has a single exon. Bases 1 to 357 code for a protein of 118 amino acids.
AUGGUAAUGCUGUGGAUGGCCUCUAGGAGAAGCGGCACAACCAGCUGCCUCUCCUGCUGCCCUGCAUCUUCCCUGUGUGAAGGCAACGAGGAGUAUACUCCCUGCCAGACCUCCAGCGUUGUAAUGUCAUUGACCAACGCCGCAACAGUGCGUGUCUCGGUUUCUAUUCCCUCGUGUUUUGCUUGCGGCGGCGUGGUAGGGCCCGUCCCAUUGGUGCUUAUCACAAGCAACCAACACGCUCCAGGCGGAGGGCCGUUACGUAUGACGUCGGCAACCACGAAACCUGCUAGCACAGCAGCCAGCGGUAGUGCUGUUUCAACGACGCCAACACGCUUCCGCCGGCGUGGGAGCGGCUAA